AGGAAUACACACUGAUUUGGGCAAUUUCGCCAAAUUUGGUUUGACUAUGGAACAAGUCAUUGCUCAAGUCAUUAAGAGACAGCAGACUGAAGAACGCCCACCUGACGUACUUUCUCAGCAGACGACAAAAUAUGAAAAGCGCAACUCCGCUUCACUUCGUAAAAGGAAAAAUUCUUCGAAAUUGUAUUUAAAGACAGAUCAGAAUUGGAUGGCACUCCGUGAGAAACUUGCUUCCAACUCAAUUCACGACAAGGGAAAAUAUCGACAGAAACGAGAAAGUAACGUGACUUGUUUUAAAAGUGGAGUUGAGAGUGGAAUACAAAAUUCAUCGGUCCGGUCCCGAGAAACACAAGUGACUUUUUGUGAUGGAACCGUUCCAUCCCAAGGGCUAGAGCUUGCAAAUAGCAAGAGCACAGCUGAGAUCUCUUCUAGGAACGAGAUUCCACGACUUACAAAAGUAGUGGCGUUAGACUGUGAGUUUGUCGGAGUGGGAAAACUAGGAAAGGAACAUUCACUUGCUCGAGUUUCAAUCGUGAACUUUAAGGGAGAAGUACUGUAUGAUAAAUAUGUUUUGAACGACAAGGAACCAGUUGUUGACUAUCGCACCUCUGUUAGUGGAAUUCGGCCUGAACAUUUGAGGAGUUCAGAUGCAGUAUCUUUUGAACAAGCACAGCGGGAUGUUUAUUCGAUUAUUAGGAAUCGUAUUUUGGUUGGUCACGCAAUUCACCACGAUAUGCACGCACUUUUACUUUCACAUCCACGUAAGCUGAUAAGGGAUACUUCCAAGUGGCGAGGAUUGCGAAGCCAUCAUCUAUCAAGAAAAACACCCUCUUUGCGGAAAUUGGCUCAAGAAAUUCUAGGAAUAAGGAUUCAGGAUGGAGAACAUGAUUCAGUAGAAGAUGCCAGAGCGACUCUGAUGAUUUACAAAAGAUUUGCAAAAGAAUGGGAAAUGGAACUGCAGACGAAGAAAAAGUGGAAGUUUUAAAUUUGUUUCUGAAAAACAUUGUUUAUGUGUGAGUUUAUAGUUGUUGAUACAGAAUUGGAUAGCAAGGCAAUGGUUUUUCAGCUUAUUCGUUUCAGAUUGACUGAAACAUCGUUUUAGCCAACUAGUAAUAAUAAACCUGUUGUUAUUUACGU
Molecule: messenger RNA, 1137 nt
Organism: Galdieria sulphuraria
Lineage: Eukaryota; Rhodophyta; Bangiophyceae; Galdieriales; Galdieriaceae
Product: exonuclease family protein
Exons: 3
Coding region: 47-985 (312 amino acids)
Biological process (GO): rRNA processing
Cellular component (GO): nucleus
Molecular function (GO): nucleic acid binding; 3'-5' exonuclease activity
Source: RefSeq, a predicted model, not a curated record